This is a messenger RNA of Yamadazyma jaroonii, 1371 nucleotides long. NCBI's taxonomy places the organism in Eukaryota, Fungi, Ascomycota, Pichiomycetes, Serinales, Debaryomycetaceae. The record is from the annotation of a GenBank genome assembly.
AUGUAUAGUAAAGAAUCUGCCAAAUGGAAAGCAUAUCAAUUUUGCGAUCCUUUUGCAACUAAUGCAUUCGUUGUUGCCAACAAAAUUAAUCAAAUUUAUUGCAGACCAGACUGUGAUUCCACCCCAAAGACUAACUUGAAGAAUGAAAUCAAAUUCUUUGACAAUGCCAAUGAAGCUAAUAAAAUCGGUUUCGUACCUUGUAAACAUUGUGAUCCAAAUGGAAAAUCUUUAAUCGAUGUAGAAUUAUUGAUGCAAUGUGUAACUAAUAUUAAUGACAAAAUUGGAUUUUUAAAACCUUUGAUAGAUGAAAAUGAAGAUUUGAAUAAUGUCAAAAUUAAAGAAAAUAUUUUAAUCUCCAAAAAAUCUAACGAAGAAACCAUUAUGAAUGUAUUGGAUAAGAGUACUGGUAAUGAUUAUAAAAGAAGACAAUCAAUGCCAAACUUGAAAUCUAUUGAUUCCAUCAACUUAUCCAAAAACGAUGGUGAUCAUUAUAGAUUGGUUGAUUUAGCUUGUAGACAUUUAGCCUAUGCUGCUGCCAUCAAUUUAUUCUUCCCACAAAAAUUUUUAGAAGAUGACAGUAACGUAAGCAUUGGUAAAGAUGGUAAGAAGAAAAGAAGAAGAGGUGGAGUUUUAGGAUUCAAAGAAUUGGCUGCUAAAUCCAAAUUAUCAGCUUGGCAUUUCCACAGAGUUUUCAAGAGUGUUACUGGUUUAACACCUAAAAACUACGGUGACAAAUGUAAUGAUUUCUUAGAAAAAUUCAAAGAUUCUAAAUACAUUAACCACAAUUCAAACCAUAAUUCUAAUGUCUACAACAAAAAUAUUAAUGAUACCACCUUGCACAAUGAUAAUGACGAAUUUAAUUUAACCAAAUCAGACUCCUUACCUGAUUUGACCAAAUUUAGUUUACCAACUACCCAAUUGAAUUUACCACAACAAAUUGAACAUUUUGAAUCUUCGCCUAAAUCACAACCAGUUAUUCAAAAUAUCCAAAACACUCCACUUCAAUUAAAUGACGGACAAUUUGAAAGUGUUUUCGAUAUUCCUGAAUUAACUCAAGAUUUAGAGAUCAACGAAUUACUUUCAUCAUCAUCAACAUCUUCAUUCACACCACCAAAUUCAUCUCCAGAAGCCGCUCCUUCAUUGUUCAACUAUGAAAAACCUUAUUACAACCCAAUCAGCAUCAAUAAUUACAAUUUACCAUUAGACAAUUCUAAUAUAAAUUAUUUGAACAUGAAUGGUAUGAAUAAUAGUUUUAUGAACAAUAAUGCUGGCUUUAUGAACAAUACUAUGAACAAUAUCAAUUAUGUCAAUAAUGUUGACUUCGAACUUGAUGAAUUUAAUGAUCUUAAUGAAUUUUUAACUACCGUAUGA